AUAAUAUUUUGGAAUUUGGAAAGAUAAAGGAAUCAAUCAUCAUUCCGAUAUUUGAAUAAUUUUAUUUAGUGUUCGCAAAGAAUAUUUUAGACUUUAGUUGAAUGUAGAUUUGGUUUUAUUCUCUAACUUUUUAUAAACAGAAACAAAUCGUUCAUUGAUGUUGGUCCAAUCGAUCUAAUGGACAAAGAAACCACUUCCGUUCAAAAUCACAUUCUGAUUCCGGUCGGCUUACAACGUUUGUAUGAAGUUUGUCGAAAUGUUUAUCCUAAUCAACCAAAUCCGCUGCAAGUUUCCGCCGUAGUCAAAUACUGGCUCGGUGGUCCUGAUCCUUUGGAUUAUAUCAGUAUGUAUGCUAAUCAUGGAGUACCCGAAUUGAAUAUUCCUCCUCAUUGGCAUUACGUUAGCUAUGGAUUAUCUGAUUUACACGGAGAUGGUCGAGUUCAUCAGACAUCCUGUUCAGGAUUACCGAGCGGUUUUGGUUUCGAGUUGACUUUCAGAUUGAAAAGAUCACCGAGUGAAACAGCACCACCGACUUGGCCUGCUACUCUUAUGCAGUGUUUAGCUAAAUAUGUUUUUAAUUCUGGUAAUACCUUAUGUGUCGGAGAUCACGUAAGUUGGCAUUCCGGCUUAGAUGGUAAACCACAUUCGAAAAUACACCACAUUUUAUUAGACAAAGAUCCCCAAUUACCCACCGUCGAUGGUCCUUGUGGUACCGUUGAGUUUGUACAGAUAGUUGGUAUUUGUAAAGAAGAGCUGGAAGCUGCUCAGAAAUGGAAUGGUUUUGGUGUUUUAAAUAUUUUGAAGAAAUUUCCCAAAUUAGGUGGUGAAUUCCUUGUAACAGAUAUGAGUAGAAGUCAACAUAUGUUCGAAUUAGAUGGUGGAAUAUUGCAAGAAGUUGAAAACGGUAUUAUCAUGGCAGGAUCUAAUUUAAGCGGAGUUAGUUGUCAUCUUGUGUGGUCAGAUCGUUUCAUUUCACGUAAAGAAAUUUCCAAUAAGUCGUGUUUCGAAGACGAAUUCAUCAAAACGUACUGUCCUUACAUCAAUUUAAAUGAAACCGAUGAUUUGUAUACACAGAAAUUGCAAAGUUUCAGUAUCGGUGACAAUAUCGAUUAUUCUCAAAGUAAAGAAUUUCCUCUACGGUUACUCGACAGUUUGCAUUUAAUUUUAAACGAAGAAGCUGGACAUUUAUUACCUUUAGUUGCUAGUGGGAGACUGAAACACGGAAGACAUUUCACAUUUAAAUCUACCAGCAACGAAAUAGCAGUGACGUUUGUGGCUCCUGAUGUAACCGGUUCUAGCAAAUUCGUCAAUUCGAAUCAACCUUUCGCUCUUUACGGAUCUUGGUUACAAAUUUACAUCGCGGAAAAUUUUUUACCCGAGUUGGAAGCCGCUGUGGAUAUUUUUAAUAAAUCGAACAAGGUAUCCUUGCCGAAAACUUUCUAUUGGCCUUGUCGCAGAUUUGCCAUUAGUGUCAUCUCUGAGAACUGAUCUACGGAAUCAAAACAUCGCUUCGAUGAUCUACUAAUUUUGAGUUUGUGACUUGGAAGAUUCGACGAGAGAAGAGUAUGAUAUCGAUCAAAAGGUUAGCUCGAUUUAUGUUCAUUUUGAAAUCAAUCGAAAGAGAUUCGUAACCGAAAUUAUUCGUUAUAAUACGCGUAUCGGGAAGAAAUCCGCGAAUUACUAUUCUGAACCGAAUCUCUCAGCGCGGCGUUUGAAAUUGCUCGUAAGAUCGUAUUGUUUUUGUAUUAAGGUAUGACUAGCUAAUUGAUUGAAACAGAUUUGAGGCUGUGGGAGCUUCGGAUGAGUGACAAAGUUGUCAAAUCGAAGCAGUUAUGCAUCAAUCUAGCUUAGGGAUGAGGGGUUUACAAGUUAGGAUUUAAUAAUACCCAAGUAUAAACUUACUCAUGAACGUUGCUCGUUGG
This is a messenger RNA of Planococcus citri (citrus mealybug), 1922 nucleotides long. It is a transcript of the gene Su(fu), whose product is annotated as suppressor of fused. Gene Ontology annotation, molecular function: transcription factor binding. The record is from RefSeq and is a predicted model, not a curated record. Lineage: Eukaryota; Metazoa; Arthropoda; Insecta; Hemiptera; Pseudococcidae. Gene Ontology annotation, cellular component: nucleus; cytoplasm. The transcript is spliced from 10 exons. The coding region runs from base 178 to 1488 and encodes 436 amino acids.